UGAAACCCAGAGUUUUGUCCGCUUAUCCGUAUCUCUUUUGGCGUAGUCAUGCCGUUGAAUGCCCUUUACGGCUACUACGUUUUCGAUCACCUAGAAGAGGCGCCGAGGAUAUUUCACGUCUCGUUGUUUCUGGGCAGUGUGGGCUUGGUGCUCACUACUGCAUUCUCCUUGCACCAGGUGUUCCAUGACCAGAUGACCCUGGAGCAGACUUUGCAUCGAGAAGGCCAUGCAGUGACGCCGAUGAAUGUCCAGUUGGCCAUGGCGAUCAGCACUCUUCCAAUCUUUACAGCGGGAGUCGCCUACACAUCCCUGUGGGUCCCAGCGCUUGGCUUUGUGCUGGAAUUGCUUAUUGCAAUUUUCUCUUGCAUCGCCAUUGGCUCUUUAGUGCAGUACUUUUUGCAAGCUUUGGGCGAGCCACCAGCCCCACGGCGGCUCAUGCGAAAGGUGCCAAAGAGACGGUGGUGGUGUGGAUCCUUGUGUGGAGGUGUCAAUGACCUGCUUCCAGCCUUAGGGCACUUUUGGAGCAAGGAGCCUCACAGACUACAACUUCACGACCUUCGGUUUGCUUUUCGGGUCGUGGCCUUUUUCAUUUGGAGCUACGUCAUUUUGAGCACGUGGCAAGCAGGAGUGAGCAUGGUACCGACACAGGUUGAGCGCGUACCUGGUGGCUGGUGCGUUUACCCCAAGCCAAUCGGAAACACAAUGCAGGUGAUUUUGAUCGUUUUUGCAGUCUCCUCCACCUUCGUUGGAACUGCUGGUCUUUCCAUCAUAGCGAAUGGCGUGGCCUACGCUCUGGGCGAGGUGCUGGUGGCACGGCCAAGCGAUUUUCUCACAGAAUUUUACACGCAUCCUCCUGUAGUCUCAAUGUUUAGCCGCCUUGGCCUUGGCCACUUAAAGUUGGUACCUGCGAGACAUACAUUGUUGCAACAUGUUGGGUUGACGGGGGGGGUUAGCCCCGCUUCCAAUUGUUUUGGUUCGUCUGUCUGUCAAAGGCAAAGUGCAUAUCAUCAAAAAUUAGUGUUUCGCUGUGGCGAAAUGGCAGUUUUCAAACAUGCUUAUGAUGUGUCAUUGACUUGA
Molecule: messenger RNA, 1077 nt
Organism: Cladocopium goreaui
Lineage: Eukaryota; Dinophyceae; Suessiales; Symbiodiniaceae
Source: the annotation of a GenBank genome assembly